CUGCUAUUGGUUACUGAUCGUAGUAGGGUUUAUGCAAUUUCCUGCUUGCUCUCGAGAAGCAUUGUUGUUAAAGCUGGUGAGUUCCCUCUGACCUCUGUUCUUUCUUUCUUUCUUGCCUGCUGUUUUCUUUUUACUUUUUCCCCCAAGUUGUGUUGUUCAGAUUUCUAUUGAGUGAGAAUGCGGGAAGUGUACCCUAUAGGGUGGUGCUACGUUUUGCAUGUGUGUCUAAAGAUGCUAAAGCACCGGGACAUCUUGGUGGUGUUUCUGGAUACUUGCAAACUUUGCAAUGCAUUGUGGUUUGUGCUAGCAGGACAUUGUUGAGGCAAAAUAAUUUUCUACAGCAAAAAGGGGGUUGAUGUUGCUUCAUAUUGAUGACUGUUCAUGAUGUGGAAAGGUAAGUUAUUUUUGCUGCGAAAAGGAUCUGAGUUGCAUUGCAGGGGACGAAUUUCAGUGAGUUUACUAACCUGCCCUUGGUGGUGCCAUGGUGACGUUGAAUAUGCUUCUCGACUAUUUAAUUCACUUCCCCACCAGUUUGACAUUGUAGACAACGUUCCUAUCAACUUGGCACAACUAAUGAUCUCACCAGUUCACUGCACAACUGCACAAGGUUUUGCUUCGGUCUGUGUAAAAGAUACAGCACAUAGAAAGAAAGAGACAGAGGCAGGGACUAGUGGUGAGAUCCUUAAUUUUCCAGUGAUGAGAUCUUCUUCUAUGCCAGACCCUCCUCUUACAACUGGAGAGUACGAGGUUUUUCUGAGCUUCAGAGGGCCAGAUGUGCGCCAAACCUUUGCUGAUUGUCUUUACCACUUUCUUAUUCACUCCAAGAUUCGAACUUUUAGAGACGAGGAAGAACUGCGCAAAGGGGAGGAGAUAGCGCCUUCACUUGUCCAAGCUAUCUCUGAGUCCAAAAUCCUUAUCCCAAUCUUUUCGCAAAACUAUGCUUCUAGCAAAUGGUGCCUUCAAGAGCUGGCGAAGAUGGUGGAGUGCUGGAAGAAGCAGGGAAAGGGCGGUGGCCGAACCACCAUCCUCCCCAUUUUCUACUUGGUCGAUCCCAGAGAUGUGCGCCAUCAAGAAGGUGCUUACGAGGAAGCAUUCCGACGCCACAGUCUGAAACAAGACCAACAAACUAUAAAGCAAUGGAAGGAAGCCCUCCUUGAAGUUGGCAAAAUGAAAGGAUGGCACGUGGCAGGAUCAGAUGGACAUGGAGCUAUACUAGAGCAGAUCUUUGUUAAAGUUGAUUCACUUCUGAGAACUAAUUACACAUUGUUGACGGAUGAAUUGGUUGGAAUCGAUGUUCAUGUAAACAAAGUGGUUCAGCUGUUGAAUCUGGAUGCUGCAAGUGAAAUGAUUGUGGGUAUCCAUGGUAUGGGUGGCAUUGGCAAGACCACCAUAGCAAAGACAGUCUUCAAUAAGGUUUGCACUCAUUUCGAUCGCUGUUGUUUUAUCGAAGAUGUUCGAGAAACGUUAUUAAAGGCCGACGGUGUUGUAGUCUUACAAAAUAAGAUCAUUUCUGGUGUUUUGAGGUAUGAUCAUUGCAAUGUAAACAAUGCUAGCGAAGGAAUCCACAUGAUGGUAGAUAGAAUUUGCAAACACAGAGUUCUCAUUGUUCUAGAUGAUGUCGAUGCCAAGUUUGAGUUCGACAAAAUCUUCGGAAAGUUGGGAAAUUUCUCCUCAAAAAGUAGAUUUAUUAUUACAACAAGGGACAAAAGAGCUCUAGAGCUACUUCAAACAGAUAAGUUGCACGAACCAGGAGGUAUGAGUCAUGAUCACUCUCUUCAACUUUUUAGUAAACAUGCUUUUAAGAUGGAUAAUCCUCCAAAUGAAUAUACAGCUUUAGCUGAGAAGUUUUUAAAGGUCGCAGCAGGGUUACCUUUGGCACUGAAGGUUGUAGGAUCAUUGUUGUUUCGGACUGACACAAAUUUCUGGAGAGCAAAGUUGAAGGAGCUAAAAGAAGUACCCACAGUAGAGGUGCAACAGAUUUUGAGGAUUAGUUACAACGAGCUAACUCCCAAUGAAAAACAGAUAUUUCUCGAUAUCGCAUGUGUUUUCAUAGGCGACUACAAAGAAGUGCCUUUUUAUAUGUGGAGUAGUUGUGAUUUUAAUCCAGAAAUCGGGAUGAGAACUCUGGUUAAUAGGUCUUUGGUUAGAAUCGAUGAAGAGGGCCAAUUUGGGAUGCAUGAUCAUCUUAGAGAUCUUGGCAGAGCUAUUGUUAACGAGGAAGAUGUUCAGAAUCCAUGCAAGCGCAGCAGGAUAUGGUCCAAUGAGAAUGCAUUGGACAUGCUAGCAAAUAGAGAGGGAGGUGAUCAGGUGGAAGUCCUCAGAGUUGACAUGAGAAAGAAUGAAGCUCGUCAUGAGUUCACAGAGAAGGAAUUCAAAAAUCUGUCUAGGUUAAGGUAUCUUGAAGUGAGUUAUGGCAGACUCUCUGGGGAUUUCAAAGAAGUUCUUCCCAGUCUAUGUUGCCUCCGACUACAUAGCUGUGAUUCAAUUCCCACUGAUCUUCACUUGAAGAAGUUGGUCAUUCUUGAUUUGAGCUUUUGUCCUAUUAAAGAAGGCUGGAGAGGCUGGCAGGGAAUCCAGAAGGCAAAGAAGCUGAAAGUUGUGAUUCUACUGGAGUGCCACGAGAUAAGGAGAGUUCCGGAUUUGUCCCCUUGUACAAGCCUGGAGUUGAUAAAGCUUCUAAGCUGUUAUAAGAUGAAGGGGGACUUGCACAUUGCUGGUUUCAAGAACCUAAGAGUUCUGAGUCUCAGAUCUACUCAAAUAGCAAAGAUAAUAACAGGUGACAUGGAAAUGCUUGAAAAUCUGCUGGAGUUUAGCGCGGAGGAUGCUGGUUUGACAGAAUGGCCUGCCAGUCUUUCCAGAUUACCCUGUCUGGAAAUCCUGAAAAUGACAUCAUCAUCAUGCACAAAAAAGUUGAGCCUAAAGCAACUAUCCUUGUCCUCCCCGAGGGAAGCACCCCUACUCCCCACAAGUCUAAAGCAACUAUCCUUGUCCUCCCCAAGUGUUCCCAAUCUUAUGCAGCUUGUGGAGUUGGAGGAGCUUAAGUUUGAGUGGUGUGGUGAGGCAGGCCCUGAAAUCCCUGCAGAGAUAUGGCGCCUCUCCAAAUUGAGGACUCUGGAGAUCUCGUCAGCCUCCCCUGUCUUCGUAACGAUGGAGGGCUCCCUCCCAUCAUCCCUGACCAGCCUCCAGAUUCAUUUUUGUGUUGCUUUGGAGAAGCUCCCAGGCCUUGCGAACCUUACUAACUUGACAGAACUAAGACUUGUAAAGGUCGGGGUAUCUGAGAUUUGUGGGCUAGGCGAGCUCAGAGUGUUGACGACUCUGGAGGUACGUAAUGCCCCGAGGCUAAGUAGCCUCGACGGCCUUGAAAAUCUCGUGCUUCUCAUGAAACUGACGGUGAGCAACUGUGGGGUCCUGCCAAAACUUCCCGACCUAGUGAAACUGAUAAAGUUGCAGGCUUUAGAGAUUCAGGAGUGUCAGCUUCUAUUGGAAAUGCAAGGGAUGAUGGCAAUGAAGGAAUCGUUAUCCCAUCUCGACAUAGGUCGGUGUCCCAGCUUAGACUGUAUCGAAGGCUUUGAGUCCCUGGCAUCUUCGCUAGAGACACUGUCAUGGUGGGAGCUGAAGAUGCAACCACCUGAUGCUAUCUCAAAGUUCAGGCACCUGAGGCGUUUAGCCUUUGUCCAAGUUGGUAAUCUGGUCACAACUCCUGAUCUCUCUGGCCUCCUGAACCUCAAACGCUUGGAGAUCCUGACGUGCAGACAGUUGAUCCAGAUUGUGGGGCUCGAUGGGCUGGAAUCGCUAGAGGUGCUCUUCAUAAAAACUUGCAGCUCGAUCAGGGAGUUGCCUAGCCUAUCUAGGCUCAAGAAUUUGCAGCGGUUACAGCUAACACUCUGCACGAAGUUGACCCACAUCACCGGGUUUGAGGGGUUGCAAUCUUUGCAAGAGCUAUUUGUAUAUCAUUGCUGGUCCAUUGCGGAGUUGCCUGAUCUGUCCAGCCUUCAUGAUCUGUGGGGGCUGUACAUUUUUAGGUGCAACAAGUUGACAGAGGUCAAGGGGCUCCGGGGAUUGGAGUCCUUGGGGAACCUAUCCAUUACAGAUUGCCGGUCGAUGAAGGACUUGGAAGAUCUAUCUAAGCUCAGUAAUCUGAGGGAAUUGAGGAUUACAGGAUGCAGAAUGUUGACCGAGGUCAAGGGAGUUGAGCGAUUGGUGUUGCUGCGAGUGCUGAAACUGGACCUCCGGUUUAGAGUCAGAUCGUUACUGAAAUCGGUUGCCAGAUACGUGACUCGACUCAUUACUCGCUUCCUGGGGCUCUUACUAAUUUUAGUUCUCGUGCUUUUCAUUUUCAACAGCCAGUGAAUGUGAGCGGUUGAAGUUAAAACCAAUGUCCGCUUAAGUGAUGAAUACUUAUCAAUUUGACAGAAUUCCAAUGAAUGUGACCAUUUCACUCUCGACUUCAUU
Linum tenue is the source of this 4452-nucleotide messenger RNA. The record is from the annotation of a GenBank genome assembly. Lineage: Eukaryota; Viridiplantae; Streptophyta; Magnoliopsida; Malpighiales; Linaceae.